Messenger RNA from Bemisia tabaci, 3575 nucleotides. It is a transcript of the gene Smyd4-2, whose product is annotated as SET and MYND domain containing, class 4, member 2. Gene Ontology annotation, molecular function: histone deacetylase binding. The record is from RefSeq and is a predicted model, not a curated record. Lineage: Eukaryota; Metazoa; Arthropoda; Insecta; Hemiptera; Aleyrodidae. Gene Ontology annotation, cellular component: nucleus; cytoplasm.
CUGGUCGAUUUGUCAGUCACAACCCAUCUCUUGAUAGAGCACGGCUCCUCAAAACGUGUCGCGGCUCUACUCCGUGAGGUUAAUUUUCGACAAUUAACUGGGAAUUCUGAAAAACGUCCCUUGAGGCGUAGGAUGCAAGAGGACACUCUCUACACAGCCAUAUGCCACUCUGCGACUUUGUACUCGACAAAAGAAGGAUUUUUCAAGGAUUUUAUCGAAGCUGUUACGGAAGAAGCUGGUAGGAGCUGGGUGAGCAAUUUCAACAAAAUAAACGACGAUCAACAGAAGCUAAUUGAAUGUUUCAACAAUAAAAAGACCACUGAAAUUCUACAUGGGACUCUUAAAAAUAUUCAAGAGCUGUAUCGGGGUAAAUCGAGCUUCAUAUCAACUCAGCGAAGGAAAGAAGGAAAGGCCUUUUUGGAGGAAAAUGAGCCGCAAAAAGCUUUGCUUCUCCUCACGCAAAGUGUGAUGAAAGCCCCCCAAACAGGAGCAGAUAAAUCAGAAUGGUGCUCAGCACUUUGGGAUCGAUCUCAUCUUCUGCUGAGUCAAGGAGAGUUCUCUUUCUGUCUUUCCGAUGUUCAAAUCUGUCUCAAGAAUGGUCUCCCCGAAAAUCUGAAGGCAGACGCUUAUUGGAGAAUGGCUGAGUGCUAUUUUGGAUUGAAAGAAAAUAGCAAGGGCAAACUGACACUAUUAAUUCUUGAGAAAUGGGUCGAAAAAGCUUUUCCGGCAGAUGACGCCCUGCUGAGGGAGUGGAAAACCAAAUUGAGGGAAAAAAUCAAAGAAGUCCCAAGGCUUAUGCCCUUUGAAGAAAAUAAACCGCACUCACACAAAGUUCCUACAUUGACAAAAGGGCCUCUCAUUGAAUUUCCAUGUGCAUCAAGUACUCUGCGGCUCACUGAAACAAAGGUCGGGGGAAAGUUUUUUGUUGCUCGUGACCCAAUAAAAGCAGGUGAUACCCUGAUUGUAGAAAAUGCAUUUGCUGCUUGCUUGCUGCCUGAGAAAUGUGGCACACACUGCCAUCAUUGUUUUCAAAGACUCAAAAUCCCAAUGCCUUGUUCAACUUGUAGCGGAGUCUCCUUUUGCUCAGUAGACUGCAUGGAGGAAGCAUCAAGCUCAUACCAUAGAUUUGAGUGUAAAUAUUUGGACCUCAUGAUUGGCGCAGGCAUGAGUAUUCUUUGCUUCAUCGCUCUUCGAAUCAUCACACAGCAGAAACUCGACUUCUUUCUUAGGGUGAAGGAUAAGCUAAAGGAUCCAAAGUCCUGCGACUAUGCUCAGCUCUACAAUCUUGUGACUCAUUCUGAUAAGAGAUCAUCAGAGGAUCUAUUUCAGCGCACCUUGAUGUCUUUAUUCCUUCUUCACAUUCUGAAAAAAUCUGGUUAUUUUGGUCUAGAAGCAACUUCCUUUACAGAAAAGUUAUCUGCAACUGAGGUCUUUAUUGGGAGCCUAAUCAUUCGCCAUUUACAGCUUCUGCAAUUCAAUGCGCAUGAGAUUUACGAAAUGCUUGUGAAAGCGGAAACUGAGGCUGCUUAUUGCAAAAUCCACCAUAAUAACAUUGCAGUUGGCAUUUACCCAACAGCUUCUUAUUUCAAUCAUGACUGUUAUCCUGCAGUAAGUCGUUAUUUUGUUGGAAACAAAAUUGUCUUGAAAGCUCUACGUCCUUUGGCGACCAAUGAAGCUGUCACUGAAAACUAUGGGCCAAUCUUUACGAAACGAGCACGGACUGAGAGACAACGAGCCCUUCUGUCUCGCUACAGAUUUCAAUGUGAAUGCAGAGCAUGUCUAGAAAAUUGGCCUCUAUUUGAUAAUCUCGAUGAUACUUAUCAAAUCAGGUGUCCAAGUCCGAAUGGCUGUGGAAAAACGCUAACCAGAAUCAGUAUCAACAAAAAUAAUAAACAGAAGUCGAACAAAAAGGACAUCAAAUGUUCCAGCUGCGGUUAUUGCGCAGAGUCGUCAUUUUUGCAAAAGACAGAGGAGCUCAUACAUAGUUUGGAUAAAAAAUAUCAAGAAGGCAAAAAGGAACUCGAUAGAGGCAACAUUUCAGCAGCCAUCUCCUCUUUGUCAGCUUAUUCAAAUGAAAUAUCAGCUCUUUGUAUCCCUCCUGUAAAAACUUUGACUCUAGCUCAUGAAGCUUUGCGCAUAUGCUGGGCCAAUGAUGGAAGUAAAAUUAUUCUCCCAUAGGUUAAUCGCCGGUUUAAUCUUUCUAAAUCGCUUUCUUUUCACGAUUUAAGAUGGACGCAAGGAAAGUGCUCUCCAGCAAACAUAACCGAAGGGUAUGACAGUGUCAGGCACUGUCACCUGUCACAUUCCCAAAUCACAACCCACCCUGCAACUGCCAAAAAUAAUUUUAUAAAAACGUCGCAUUAAUGUUGCCGCAGCAAUACUUCUAGCUGUGACAGCAUGAUAAUUUUGCAACCACUUUGCGGUUUGGAAUUAUACUCAUUAUAAUCAAUUAGAGUCAGUAAUCAGAUGACAGUUCAAAUUAGAAUCAGAAAACAUGUUUUUGAGAUGUUUUGUAGAGCUCUGAGGAAUCAUAAUGUAUAGAUGAAAAGAACAAUCUUUUCACCCUAAUAUUCAUCUUUUAUUCGCUGGUGCUUGAUGCUGUUCUGAGAUGAAGAAGGAUGUCAAGCGCGGGCAUCUGAUACCAUUGCCAACAUGUCAUUGUCUAAUAUGUAUUUAGCCAAGGCUGCAUAGAUUGACGUUCAGUUUACAUGAGCCUUAUUCAAGUACCGACUUUCUUGUAGGUGUUGAUCAUGUCAGUAUUUUCAGAGCCAAUAAUGUGUUCAAAGGGGUUAAUGAGUAGUAAAUUCCACCCUCCUUGUCACUCCUAGAUUUGAUUGAUUUCCAGCAAGUUUUUUAAGGGCACAGAGAUGCAUCUUCAAGGAUUUUUGUUCUGAAUUAGUUCUCUCAAGCUAAAAAUGCUGUUUUCCCUAAUAUUACUCAAGCGCAGAUGAUGUCCUCAAGCUGUGUAUUUUAAUUAUUUGUUGGAGGUAAUAUAAGUUUAGUGUUGCUGAUAUCUGCAGGUGGGCAAUGGUUUGUUAUUAGCUACGCACUCUUGUAUUUCUGCCCUCUGAGUUGAGAGGGUGUUAAGUAAACACAUGGGUGUGUUUUUGGUAACAUACCAUUACCCACCCGCAGAAAAUAAGAAUACCAAGCUUAAAUUCAUCUGACAAAUAACCGAAAUAAAUACACUGGCUUCUUCAGAAGAGAUUUAUUUUUAACAGAGUACAUUCCUGUAAGGUGUCAAUAGGAGCAAUGAGAACUGGCCAUUAUCUCUACCCAAGUGGUGUAAGGCCAGUCGGAGUUCAGCUAGUUUGCUCUGCAGAACGAUAACACAUUAUUUUUUGGCAUUCCUCAGAAGUUAAAUUGGGCAGAAUCCAAGGAGGUGUUAGUGCAUAUCCCAACGCAUUCAUGCAUACCCCCAUUAGCCCCUUUUUAAUCACUCAACUAGUGAGUCAUUUAUUGUGACAAUAGAUGCAUUUUUAAGAUAGAAAUUUUUAAUAAAUUUGAGAUCAAUAUGAUUUGUAACUUUGAAACAGACAGUAUUAGAAAUAAAGAGUAAGUUUUAUUACCUGGAA